This is a messenger RNA of Oncorhynchus mykiss (rainbow trout), 6750 nucleotides long. Its product is annotated as serine/threonine-protein kinase 24. Lineage: Eukaryota; Metazoa; Chordata; Actinopteri; Salmoniformes; Salmonidae. Gene Ontology annotation, biological process: negative regulation of cell migration; protein phosphorylation. Gene Ontology annotation, cellular component: cytoplasm; Golgi apparatus. Gene Ontology annotation, molecular function: protein serine/threonine kinase activity; ATP binding. The record is from RefSeq and is a predicted model, not a curated record.
CCAUUGGCUAUCGAGCGGCCAAUGGCGUGGGUCUUGAUUGCUUGGGCGCUUCCAUGGAGGAAUAUUCCGGUUCGCUGCGCACCGCUGUAGUUUUCCUGAAGUGUUUCCCUAAUGUCAGAAUGACAGCUAUCAAAAUGGCGGAGGGCAAUAGAGAAAAGUGAUGAGGACGGGGCAACAAAUGCGACAACUAUCCUCAAUUUAUUAUAUUAUUCUCAUUGUUCAUCGGAUAUUCUCGAAAACAUUUAAGGUUUGGUGAGACUUGUGCAGAGCCUAGUUUGUUCUUCUGUUGAAGAUUUAGCUAGCUAACGUUAGCUAGUUUGCUAUCUGCGGAAGAGGCACAACUUCCAAGACAUUGCAGCUAAAAAAUAAAAUAAAAAAAGCAAUGUUUUUGAGCUGAUUUCGUGAUAGUUGGGGACUUUGUGUAAAUCAGGCAUUAUAAUUCCAAUAACGCAAGGUAUCAUUAGCUGGACAUAAACAGCUUUGCACUCUCCUCCGAUUUGGGCUAGCUACAGUAACUCAUUUAGCUAGCAAACAAAGUGGCGUCAACUGACUACGAAUUUAGCUGAUUGUUUAUUUUAUGACGACAUGGCUCGUUCCCCGGUUCAGAGUGGCAUUCCAGGGAUGCAGAACUUUAGAGCCGAUCCGGAGGAGCUGUUCACCAAGCUGGAGAGGAUAGGGAAAGGCUCUUUUGGAGAGGUGUUCAAAGGCGUUGACAAUCGGACUCAGAAAGUAGUGGCCAUUAAGAUAAUUGACCUCGAGGAGGCUGAGGAUGAAAUCGAAGACAUCCAACAGGAAAUAACAGUCCUCAGCCAGUGUGACAGUCCCUUCGUUACCAGGUAUUAUGGAUCAUAUUUGAAGGAUGCGAAAUUAUGGAUUAUUAUGGAAUAUUUAGGAGGAGGAUCAGCUCUGGAUUUAUUGGAGCCCGGUGCCUUGGACGAAACCCAGAUUGCCACUAUUCUCAGAGAGAUCCUGAGGGGACUUGAGUACCUGCACUCUGAAAAGAAAAUCCACCGAGAUAUUAAAGCCGCUAACGUGUUGCUAUCGGAGCAAGGAGACGUGAAGCUGGCAGACUUUGGAGUGGCGGGGCAGUUGACGGACACCCAGAUAAAGAGGAACACGUUCGUGGGCACUCCGUUCUGGAUGGCACCUGAAGUCAUAAAACAGUCUGCGUACGACUCAAAGGCGGACAUCUGGUCGCUAGGUAUAACAGCCAUAGAGCUAGCCAAAGGAGAGCCACCCUACUCAGAGCUUCACCCUAUGAAGGUCUUAUUCGUCAUCCCAAAGAACAACCCGCCCACCCUGGAAGGAAACUACUGCAAACCCCUCAAAGAAUUCAUAGAAGCCUGUUUGAACAAAGAGCCCAGCUUUAGGCCAACUGCCAAAGAGCUGCUGAAACACAAGCUGAUCAUCCGGCACGCCAAGAAGACGUCCUACCUUUCAGAGCUGGUGGAGAAGUACAAGAAGUGGAAAGCAGAGCAGUCUCGGGAGGACUCCAGCGACGACGAGUCGGACUUUGAGGAGGAUGGCCAGGCGUCUGGAGUGAACGACUCUGGGAACGAUGACUGGAUCUUCAACACCAUCAGGGAGAAGGACCCCAAGAAGUUCCUGAAUGGUGCCGCCCAGUUUGAUGAGCUGGAGAGGAACAAGGUGCAAGACAAUCCAAAAAGGCCUCUGUCACAGAGCUGGUGCACUAUCAUUUCACCUUUGUUUGCUGAGUUAAAAGAGAACCAGGUUGAGGCAACCAAUGGCAAGCCAGAGGCUGUGGACGAGCUGAGGGAGGCCGUUUUCAUGUCAGAGGAGUCCUAUCCUGGUAUCUCUGACGCCCUGGUGUCUGAACUAGUGCACAGACUACAGAGGUUUUCUCUACCCAGGGCCUCAUCCUCCCAGUGACACCCCCCACCCACCCCCCCCCCAUCCCACCCCUACAGUAGCAGCAGCAGUCUGUCAGUCCAUGGCCUCUGACAUCAACAGCCAAGAUGAAGUCUCCCAGGAAGUUCUCCAUCACUCAUUCAUUCACCUAAAGCAAAGCCUCAGCCCACUUUUUUAAAAUCUCUACUUAAGGUAUAUUGUCACUUUGCGGCCAGUCACGGACGGGCCUGUUGGUCAGCUGCCACUUUGACUGACAACUGCUGUUAGACCUUUUGGGCUCAAUACCUCCGAUAUGAACGCAGGUCCAUUGAUUCAAACAUUUUGGUGUGGCUUAUUCCUAAAAGGUCCUGAAGCCUUUCAGGGAGGAUCUAACUUCCGUGUGUGUGUGUGUGUGUGUGUGUGUGUGUGUGUGUGCAUGCAUGUGAGCAUCUCCUUUGAGAUCCUGUGAAAUGUGCGGUGGAGAUUGAAGCAUUCUUUUCAAAACUCAGGUAUCCUGCUUUUCAGUGGAUGGGGGUCCUCUGGGAGAAUUAAGAGAUCUGUUGGGUGGCUGUACAAACUUGUAAAUAGGCACAUUUUUACAAAUAUUGAGAAAUAAUGGAGUGUACACAAAGGAAUCUCUGUGUAGAAGUGGCCAAAUGCUUCUGUACAUAUAUUCUGUUAGAAAGGGUCAAUGUUUAAAGAGACAUGUAAAUGGUCAUAACUGAGAUUGCUUUGCCUUUAUUACUUGCUCUUUUGUAUUUCAGUCAUGGAUUCCCUCUUGUUUUAAUACAUUAUCUUGGAUUCCCUCUUGUUUAAAAACAUCUUGGAUUCCCUCUUGUUUUAAUACAUUAUCUUGGAUUCCCUCUUGUUUGAAUACAUUAUCUUGGAUUCCCUCUUGUUUUAAUACAUUAUCUUGGAUUCCCUCUUGUUUAAAAACAUUCUCUUGGAUUCCCUCUUGUUUUAAUACAUUCUCUUGGAUUCCCUCUUGUUUAAUACAUUAUCUUGGAUUCCCUCUUGUUUAAAUACAUUCUCCUUGAUUCCCUCUUGUUUUAAUACAUUCUCUUGGAUUCCCUCUUGUUUGAAUACAUUCUCUUGUAUUCCCUCUUGUUUUAAUACAUUCUCUUGUAUUCCCUCUUGUUUAAAUACAUUCUCUUAGAUUCCCUCUUGUUUAAAUACAUUAUCUUGUAUUCCCUCUUGUUUAAAUACAUUAUCUUGGAUUCCCUCUUGUUUAAAUACAUUCUCUUGGAUUCCCUCUUGUUUAAAUACAUUAUCUUGUAUUCCCUCUUGUUUAAAUACAUUAUCUUGGAUUCCCUCUUGUUUAAAUACAUUCUCUUGGAUUCCCUCUUGUUUUAAUCAUACAUUUUCAAGGACACAUCCAUUCAAUGGCAAUUGCUUCCCUCUGUCGUGUUUUUAUGUUAAUUGAUACUUUGGCCACCUUUUUUUGUUUCUUUUUAAAUGCUCUUUGACCUUUUUGAUGUCUCACUGCGUGACGUGGCUGUAGUCGCCAUGCAGUGCAGACCACAGAAACAGAAUCUGUCCAGGUGCACUACUUCUAACCCUCUCUAGUCUUGACACUGGGUUCUAUGUUGCCAGAGCAUCGAACUUCAUGAGACCACGUGGUUUCAUGACAAGAUGUCUGUUGGAUUGUUCCUCUGUCCUGUGUAAGAUGAGUGCUUUAGUUCUAUUGAAGGCUCACCUUUUCCUCUUUUAUUUUCUUAUUCUUUUUAACAUAGCAGUAAAUUCAACUACAUCAUCCCACAACAGACAAGUCUUCUUUUUAACAUGGCGGUAAAUUCAACUACAUCAUCCCACAACAGACAAGUCUUCUUUUUAACAUGGCGGUAAAUUCAACUACAUCAUCCCACAACAGACAAGUCUUCUUUUUAACAUAGCAGUAAAUUCAACUACAUCAUCCCACAACAGACAAGUCUUCUUUUUAACAUAGCGGUAAAUUCAACUACAUCAUCCCACAACAGACAAGUCUUCUUUUUAACAUGGCGGUAAAUUCAACUACAUCAUCCCACAACAGACAAGUCUUCUUUUUAACAUAGCGGUAAAUUCAACUACAUCAUCCCACAACAGACAAGUCUUCUUUUUAACAUAGCGGUAAAUUCAACUACAUCAUCCCACAACAGACAAGUCUUCUUUUUAACAUGGCGGUAAAUUCAACUACAUCAUCCCACAACAGACAAGUCUUCUUUUUAACAUGGCGGUAAAUUCAACUACAUCAUCCCACAACAGACAAGUCUUCUUUUUAACAUAGCGGUAAAUUCAACUACAUCAUCCCACAACAGACAAGUCUUCUUUUUAACAUAGCGGUAAAUUCAACUACAUCAUCCCACAACAGACAAGUCUUCUUUUUAACAUAGCGGUAAAUUCAACUACAUCAUCCCACAACAGACAAGUCUUCUUUUUAACAUAGCGGUAAAUUCAACUACAUCAUCCCACAACAGACAAGUCUUCUUUUUAACAUAGCGGUAAAUUCAACUACAUCAUCCCACAACAGACAAGUCUUCUUUUUAACAUGGCGGUAAAUUCAACUACAUCAUCCCACAACAGACAAGUCUUCUUUUUAACAUAGCGGUAAAUUCAACUACAUCAUCCCACAACAGACAAGUCUUCUUUUUAACAUAGCGGUAAAUUCAACUACAUCAUCCCACAACAGACAAGUCUUCUUUUUAACAUGGCGGUAAAUUCAACUACAUCAUCCCACAACAGACAAGUCUUCUUUUUAACAUAGCGGUAAAUUCAACUACAUCAUCCCACAACAGACAAGUCUUCUUUUUAACAUAGCGGUAAAUUCAACUACAUCAUCCCACAACAGACAAGUCUUCUUUUUAACAUAGCGGUAAAUUCAACUACAUCAUCCCACAACAGACAAGUCUUCUUUUUAACAUAGCGGUAAAUUCAACUACAUCAUCCCACAACAGACAAGUCUUCUUUUUAACAUAGCGGUAAAUUCAACUACAUCAUCCCACAACAGACAAGUCUUCUUUUUAACAUAGCGGUAAAUUCAACUACAUCAUCCCACAACAGACACGACUUCUUUUUAACAUAGCGGUAAAUUCAACUACAUCAUCCCACAACAGACAAGUCUUCUUUUUAACAUAGCGGUAAAUUCAACUACAUCAUCCCACAACAGACACGACUUCUUUUUAACAUAGCGGUAAAUUCAACUACAUCAUCCCACAACAGACAAGUCUUCUUUUUAACAUAGCGGUAAAUUCAACUACAUCAUCCCACAACAGACACGUCUUCUUUGUUACCGCAGUGGUACAAUCUAUUCAACAACUUGAAUUGCGCUUUUUUUGUUGUUGUUUUUUUUAGCCGUAAGACCGCAUGGUCAUUAUUGUACAGGCAUGUCUCAAUGCUACAUAAAGACAACUGUCCACCUGUAGCAACACAGCUUGGAGCAUAGAAUAACAGAACACUGUAAUCGUGAAUUCCACACUAAGUUUAGUUGAUAUAAGGAUUGCAGAAGUGCGUUAUGGUGUGUUCAUACUAGUUGACGUAAAGUAGCAGAAAGCCAGCGGCCAUUAGGAAGCAUACCGCACUUCCCUGCUGCUACUGACCCCCCCCCCCCCCCCCCCCCGUGUAGUUCUACAUGAAUAUGCGUCCAUGUACAGGCAUUUCGCUACACCCACUAAACACGUGUUUCCAUAAAGUUUAAGUUGAUGAAAAAUAACUCCUGUGACUUGCCCUGCACGGUAUUAAUUUAACUAGGCAAGUCAGUUAAAAACACAUUUUUAUUUACAAUGAUGGCCAUAGGAACAGUGGGUUAACUGCCUGGUUCAGGGGCAGAACGACAGAUGUCUUUUACCUCUUGUCAGCUCAGGGAUUCGACCUAGCAACCUUUCAGUUACUGGCCCAACGCUCUAAACACUAGGCUACUUGCCGCACCUAAUAUGCAUUGUAGCAAGAAUGCUACUGGACUCUGAACCUGAUGUGCUGGACCUUGAGUGUUCAAAUCAGCCGUAGCAACUUUGUUGAGAGUGGGGUGCAGUCACAUUAAAAACACAAGUGUUACAUGGCAGCAUGGACACAUUUAACAAUUGAUUUACAUCAGCUAUUCUUUUAUAUAUAUAUUUUUUAAGUUAAUGUUUUUUGCUCUUUACAUGGGGUUAGAUACUAUAGCUUCAUAAAGCACACAGAAGGAUGAACACUGGGUCUCCUAUGGGAUUACAACAGCUACUGGAAACCUUAUUUGUAUUAGCUGUGUUCAGACCAAUGUGAGAUGUCCAGUGUUGAACUGUUUUUCUUCUGAGUUUUGGGCAUUCGGGGGUUGUAAACAGAAGUACCCCCUUGUUUGAUCCCACUUCUGUUGACCAGUUUUCCAACAUUUGAGUGGACCCCCUUUUUUUUUUUUUAUCUAUUUCCAUUAUUCCCCUUAUGUCACACAUGAAAGUGCCAUGUAUGUACGCCCGUCUGUUUUUUUAGAUUUGUAAUUUGCACCUUGUGGAGACAACUGUCCCGUUUUAUUCUUUCAGUGUUGCACUUUUUGUAAGCGUUUUCUUCAGGAUUCAAGUAAGAAUAAUGGUACUUGAGGCCAUAGUUUUUUUUUUCUCCCGUUGUCAUAUCUUACGUGAUUACUAGUAAACCUUUUUGAGUGUGGCAAUAAAACAGUGGUGUCGUCAGGACACAUUUAUCAGCACAGAUAUAUUCUACGGAACAAUAAUAUUUUUUUAUAACUCACACAAAGCAGUAUGUAUAGAAUAAAGAAUAUUGUCCUUCCGUUUGUUAUUAAUGAUCAUCACAUUAAAAAAAUUGAAAUGUCAUUUUCUGUAACAUUGCAGACCGUUUAUAGUCCUGUAUAUAAUCAUUGUUCAUGUCACUCAAAUUCCAAGGUAUUGGGAGUCUUUGUAAGCUUUCAAGUGAUUAAAAUCGAACGCAAAUUUAAAUGGA